AUGGGCUACUACGAUGAAAGUCAAUGGAUCACUGCUUCGGUCGAAUCCGAUACUUUACUAAAAAUCAAAGGACUUAUUCCUGGUGUGCAAUAUCGUUUCAAAGUCACAGCCGUAGGACCAAGUGGUCGUCUCGGCGAGGCGGUGGAUAGUACAUGGACGGAGAUUUCAAGUACUGGCGCGUCUAGGACACCAACUUCCUCCAUAACCAUAAGGAAUGGCUACAACUCUGAUCGAGGCGUAACGGCUCACGUGGAGUGGUCCCGUACACCCCAAGAUUCAUGCUACUAUAAACUUCAAUUGAGCAAUAGCACUUUAACAACCAACAACGAUAUCACCCUGGAUGCUUCCUCAUCGAUACUUCUACCUCACCUCGAGUUCGAUUGCGAUUAUACAGUAACUAUUGCUGCUACUACCAGUGAUAGAAUGCCCGAGCCAGUGACGGAUCUUUCGAUCUACGUAUAUGCCAAUGGGACAGGCUUUAUCUCCUGGAAUCCAUCCGCUGAUCCAGAAAAUAUUCUCUUCUACCAACUUAUUUUCAAUGCUCUUUCCCAGGACAAUGGCUGCCAAUUCCAACAAGAAACCAUAAAUAUUCAAGCUAGUGCAAGCUCAGCUUUCGUGGAUUUCCCUGGUCAUAGAUGUGAGUACGUCAUUCGUCUGGUUAACUAUGACCUCAUCGGUAGAGAUGCAGUAGCCGAAACUCGAGUAGUUAUCGAACCUGCUAGAAUUCCUCUAACCUUGGAAGAUAUGCUCCGUCCAGAAAUUCUCCUAACAGCUGCAUGUUUUCUGCUUUUCUUUAUCCUUUGUAUUUUAAUUCGUUGCAAAAUUGGGCGAAAAUGUCCUCAUCGAGUGUCAGAAAAACAACAAAAACUAAGGGAGUAUGCGUAAGC
Molecule: messenger RNA, 887 nt
Organism: Strongylus vulgaris
Lineage: Eukaryota; Metazoa; Nematoda; Chromadorea; Rhabditida; Strongylidae
Source: the annotation of a GenBank genome assembly